Messenger RNA from Closterium sp. NIES-65, 648 nucleotides. NCBI's taxonomy places the organism in Eukaryota, Viridiplantae, Streptophyta, Zygnematophyceae, Desmidiales, Closteriaceae. The record is from the annotation of a GenBank genome assembly.
AUGUACAUCACUCUUUAUUAUAUAGUCACCCGCCUCCCUGACUCCCUUCGUGUAGUCACGGACCACUUCCUCUCAGUCUGUCCCACCACUCUCACUAAUGACCUCUUAGUGAAGGCCCUCCUAGCAACGGAGAAGAGCAUAGUCGCUGUAGGAGCCUCUUGUGGUGACCCUCGCACCCCCAUCUUUGAGGGGUGUUCUCCUUCCCCCCUUUUGCCCUCUGUCGCCUCUGCCGCUGCGGCCGACCUCGUUGGUCUUGAGUCGGUCGGUGCGGCGUCUGCCCCUAGCGCGAGACGCCGCUCUAGCAAGGGCAAGGGGGGCAAGGGCGCGGGUGGAGCUAGCGGGGGCGGUGGAGGUGGCGGUGGAGGCGGCGGAGGGAGUGGGGGUGGCGGUGGGAGUGGUGGCGGGCGUGGAGGUGUCGGUGGCAGCAGUGGAGGCGGAGGCGGCGGAGGCGGCGGCGGUGCUAGCGGAGGCGGCGGUGGUGGCGGAGGUGGAGGAGGCGGUGGUGGAGGAGGUGGCGGUGGUCGGGGUGGCGCUUCGCAUCGGAGCAGCCCUGGUGGUGGUCAGCGCCAGCAGCAGCGUUCUCGGGACAUUCCCCCCCCUCAGGAGCUCCGUGAGUGGUACGCGCAGCGUCAGCGUGGGCAGGCGUAG